CGUUUCUGUUCCCCCUUCCAAGAGGGGCAAGAGGUCUAUGGUUGAAAACAAACUCGGACAAUGCGGAUUUAGGUCGAUCCGAUUAUAAAUUGAAUUAUUUUCAUAUGAACCGCGCGCGAUCGAAAAUGAAUCUGGAAUGUCUGAGUUGGGUUUUUACUCAUUCCUAGUCGUGUAGAUUAUAUAGAAUAAACAAGAAGUGGAAAUUGUCAGGUGCACGCAGUUCUCUGGCGGUCUGGAAACAAUCAACCUGGAGCAGAACAAGGACAGUAUUGAUCCAGCGGGUCGAGUGAAUGAGGCAAAACCGAAUUAAAUUGAAUCUGAAUCCAUGACAUUGAACAAUAAAGAAGUCUUUUGCUGACAGCCUGUGUGAAUUCGUAGCUACUGAUCCGACCACAUUUAACAUCUUUUGGCAGACGAGAUGGCCUAUGUCUCGCUGAAGUCUUCGCGUAACGAAUGGAAUAAUGAGCACUCGCAGACGACGCGUACGACGCUUUCGCAAACUGUUCUUAUUGACAAUAUUUGCAGAUUAUAGACAAUCGGGUGUCGUGCUCCCGCAUGCAGCAUAAUACUCCUUGACAGGCCGUUUUCGUUCCCAUCGCGGAUACAGUUGUUGCACCCAAAGCUUUCUUCUCUACCAAUAUGCUUACCACACUGAGAAGUUUGUGUCGGAAGAAUCUUCAGCCUACGGCAACCCGCUUUAUUGUUUGCUCCGCGAGAAACCGCCAUCACGUUUGGCCGUACAAGAGAUUCCCCCCCGUUCAAGAUAAAGUUGAUCGUAGAAAGAUACAGUACCUGAAAUUGCAAAAGUGUGAUUUUCGCACGACGCAAAACUUGCACGUUCCACCGUUAGUGGCUAUGCUCAUGCGCCCCGUCUUACGUAUUGGCGCCCUAUUGCUGGGACGCGGUAUAAAGAAGUGGUGGACCCGCAAGUCCGCGAAAGAGAAAGAGGAAUAUAAGUGGUGGUUUAAGGAGAGGAGAAAUAUGUUUCUAGGUUGCUUCGGACUGUACGGCCUUAUACUGGCUAUUUACUACAUAACUCAUCUUGAGACCAAUCCGUUGACGCAACGCUCGAGAUUUAUAAUCUUUAACCAGGAGCAGGAGAAAAAAUUGGGGCAAAUGAUCCUCGAAGCUCAUUUAGAGGCUCACAAAACAGAUUUGGUGCCGCACUCGCAUCCAGCUUACAUGAGACUCAUGAGGGUGAUUGCAAAAAUUUUCGCAGCUAAUAAAGACUUAAAAUCGAUGAGAGACACGGAGUGGACUUUGACUGUUAUUAAUACACCGCUAACAAACUCGUAUAUCUUGCCGGGUGGAAAUAUCUUUGUAUCCUUGGACAUCAUAAAAAUCAUCGAAAAUGACGAUCAAUUAGGUAUUAUUUUGGCCCAUGAAAUGGCUCAUUCGUUGCUGUUACAUUCCCUUGAGGCAUUAUCGGGUCAAUUAUUGUGGGACUUUCUGAUAGUAAUACCCAUAUUAUUAGUCUGGGCAUUAUUUCCCGAUUUAACGGCUGGUAUAAUUCAAAUAAUAGGAGAACGAAUUGUGAAUAUCGUAUAUAACCUUCCGUACAGCAGAGUUUUGGAGAAUGAAGCGGACGAAGUAGGACUUAAGCUGGCUGCAAAAGCUUGUAUUGAUAUUCGUGAAGCUGUUGUAUUUUGGGCUACGAUGAGGACGCUUACAGAAAUGCAUACACUGCCACCAGAACUAUCAUGGAUAUCGACGCAUCCUGCUCACGGUGACAGAGAGAAGAAUUUGAACGAAGAAAUGACAAAAGCGCUAGAACUGCGAAGAAAUUCAGGGUGUUCGGUAUUGCCUGCGCUGGAUCCAAGAGACAAGUUUUACAAACGAACGGCAAAAGAACAGGAGAUUUAUUUUAAACAGAGAGGGAUAAUUUAAAAUAAGAAAUAGAAAACCAAUGAUUUUGUUAUUGUGCCUAAGGAAUGCGGUUUUUCUUCGAAACCAAUCUGUUUAUAGUUGAAACAAGCAAGUGUUUUAAUCUCAAAGGAUAUACAUCGUAGCUUUUAUAAAUAAAUUGACAUAGGUUUUAUAAAUCAAACCAUAAUUUAACGAUUGUACAGCUUCUUCUGCACGUACUGAAUAAGAUAUAAUUGUAUAAAAAUAUUUUUUGCAUAAGUGUUGAAAAAAUUUUUGUAAAUUCUGCUAAAUUUGUCAAGUGCCGGCAGUGAUAGAAUAUGAUAGCAGAUAGACUGCAAAAACAGAGCAGAAUCAUCUCGUAACCAUCUAAAAACUACGAAAUGACAAAUUCUGCACUAUUUCCGCUGUCAAACUAUGUAACUAUGUAAGUAUGUCAAAGUCUGCUUCAUUUCGGCUAUCUUUCAUUGUAUUUUGUUAACACACUUUGCCAUUCGGCAUUGCGCACAUCUGACAUAGCUAGCAUUCUUUAUUUGUAAUUUCUCUGCCGACAAAAAUUGUGUGUAGUUGUUGCGAAAUUAUACUAUACUCUAUGCGCGAAUCUUCGACACCCUGUAUGUUGUAUACUUUAGAUACAUAUACUGACUUUAGUUUCAUGUAUCAAAUGAACAUGUAAAUAAUGUAUAUUAUCCUGUUGUCUUGACCUAUUAAAUUUGUUGACAAGCCUCGUUCUGAAGGAAAGUAA
This is a messenger RNA of Vollenhovia emeryi, 2608 nucleotides long. RefSeq names its product metalloendopeptidase OMA1, mitochondrial-like. The record is from RefSeq and is a predicted model, not a curated record. Bases 640 to 1887 code for a protein of 415 amino acids. Lineage: Eukaryota; Metazoa; Arthropoda; Insecta; Hymenoptera; Formicidae. Gene Ontology annotation, molecular function: metalloendopeptidase activity. Gene Ontology annotation, cellular component: mitochondrial inner membrane. The transcript has 8 exons. Gene Ontology annotation, biological process: protein quality control for misfolded or incompletely synthesized proteins; mitochondrial protein processing.